Aspergillus caelatus is the source of this 1026-nucleotide messenger RNA. RefSeq lists its product as uncharacterized. Lineage: Eukaryota; Fungi; Ascomycota; Eurotiomycetes; Eurotiales; Aspergillaceae. The record is from RefSeq and is a predicted model, not a curated record. The coding region runs from base 189 to 920 and encodes 243 amino acids. The transcript is spliced from 3 exons.
UGAACUACGGAGCAGGGCGAGGCAUGUCAGCACGGAAUUUGCCAGAAAACCCCCACCCGACCGCGCCGCAUCUUUAUUAAAGUUGGACAAAUGGGUUCUUUUUCCUGUUAUAGCAGCAACAAUCCUUCUGCUCCUAGUUCUGUAAGCCUCGGGCGAGGCGAUAAAGCGAAAUUUUCAGAGAGAAACUGAUGAGGGAAAAACUAUAUAACUUGCCAGUGCAACUCUGUUCUAAGGUAUGUCCUGACCGCGAGUCCUAUAUCUACGCUCUUUCACACAGGACAGUCGAUUGCUGUCCGGCUUAUGAGCGCAUUUUUAUCGAUUCUCCUCGUUGUAAAUUGGUUAAGUCUGGCAUUGGCAACAUGCGGAUAUCUUCCCUUGGAUAUAUACUUGCAUGUGUCAGCCUCGGCGCUGGCAUUGCUCACUCUAGCGCUAUACCGAAUGAAGUGAAAGACGAAGUCCCAACCUACUCAAUUCGCUCAGUUGACUCAGUCGACUCAACCGACUCAACCGAUGCAGCACUGAGGAGGAUCGACUUCAAAAUAACCAGAGGAGGCCUUGAAGCGGCUCGGGAUGUGAUUCUAGUAGCAUCAGGCGCAACCUCGGCUAUUGCGGCCGUGGUGGGUUGGGUCCAGAGGGAUAGUUCUGCGAACUCUUGUGCUCCUAUUGGAGGAAGUGGGCAAUCGGAUAAGGGCGAGCAGAAGUAUCACUUCAAGUACUGGGUGACCACGACUGGAAAGAACUGUGACACAACCGCUCAGACCAAAACUGUGGCUGCAGCGCUCGAUGAUGCUUGGGAUCAGGUGCAUAAAUACAAGUACAACUGGGCGUGCAUCGAUCUCAGUCACGGAGGCACUUGGCAUGGGCAUCUUGCAGUUGCUACAGUUGGCUCAGGCAAAAAUGUUGACACGAUGUGUAACUAAAGAGGCGAGUGGUUCUGGUAGUAUAUCAGUCAGACGCUAUUUAUGUCGGAUCCUGCUUCAUAUGCGACCUGGGCUAUUGCUGCUUUAGUUAACCACGCGCAUACUU